AUUUUUGUGGGAGUAAAAUAUAGUGUUGUCCAUUUAUACGUGAGCAGUGACAUAUCAGAAGAUGUUAAAAUAGGAACAACAAUUUGUACUUUUAAACAAGAAAUAUAGAACUCAUCUAUAAAACUAAAUGAGAUAAUAAGUCCUUGAAAGGAAAAAUUUAGAGAAUAAACACUGAUAAAAUGAUUUAUAAGUUAAUAUUUUUUCUUUUCAUUUUGAAAUUUUCGUAUUCUGACCAAUCAUUUUUGCAAAAAGUCGAUGAAGAAGAGCUUCUUGUGCUCAUUAGAAAUGAAAAUUAUGUGGUGGUUCUUUUCACCAAACCUAAUUGUGAAGCUUGUGAUAAAUUCGAAAGUGCUCUUAUCAAUAUACGAGAAGACUUAGUCGAUUCACUGAAUUGUUGGGUCGUAAAAGCAGAGAACAGCUACUUAGUUAAGUUAUAUAACCCGAGUAAAGAACCUUCACUUGUGUUUUUCCGCCAUGGGGUUCCUCUACUAUAUGAUGGCGAAAUCAGUGAAGACUUAAUAUUACAUGUAUUUUCUGAUAAUAAGGAUCCAGUUGUAAGGGAAUUAUCAGAUGACAAUUUUGAAUUUUUGACACAAGCAGCAUCUGGAGCAACGACUGGUGACUGGUUUAUUAUGUUUUAUACAAAUGACUGUGUUGACUGUCAAAGAUUACAAGCUCGCUGGGAAGCCGUCGGUGCUAAACUGAAGACUAGGUUAAACGUCGUUCGGAUCAAUAAAAAAACAUCUGCUGUAACUGCUAGAAGGUUUAAUAUCGCUGAAGUGCCUACGUUCCUAUUUCUCCGCUUGGGUAAGAUGUACCGUUACAACAUACCGAAAUAUGAUGUUCCAUCUCUUGUUGCAUUUGCGAGUGAUUGGUAUAAGAAUGCAAAAGCAGAAAAAGUCCCUCUUCCUAAAUCUCCGUUCGACGAUUUUGUGCAACAAGUUGUAGAUUUACUGAAAGAAUCUACCCCAAUUACUGGUUUAAUUAUCUUUUGUAUAUUUGCUGUUUUAAUUUUUGCAUUAUACGUAUCACUGCGUAAAACUCCUAAGCUGAAAGAAGUCGAUAAAAAAUACAAGGUGCUCAAAGAUAGUACGAAAUCUGAAAAACAGAAGAAAAGUAAAUGAAAAACUUGUUUAACUUAUUCUUGAUCCAAUGUUUUAUUUUUUUUAUUGAGUAAUCAUGUAUGUAUAAAGUUAUAUUUCAGGUAAUGUUAUUAAUUUUCAUAAUUUGAAUUUCUUUAUAAUAAAACAUCAGCUUUUUAUUUAUAUUUAUUUUUGAACAUUAAUUUAAAAAAACAAAAAAUAUCUGUAACAGAUCUUUAGUUUUAUAAAUAUUAUAAAUCCUUAAUGUGCGUGGUAGCGGCCGUAGAUUUAUAUUUUAAGUUAUGAAUUCUAUGAUUAUAUUUUUUAGUAAAUGCUUUCUUUGUGGUGUUUAUAGUGAAUGUAUAGUUUAAAUUAAGUAUUUUUUUAAUUAAAAUUAAAAUUUAUAUAGUAUGAACAAUUUGAAAAUUGAUUUUAUAUAUUUUAUUUUACUAUAAAAUCCACCAUUUUUAAAGAGCUCAAACUUAAUUAAAAUUAUUUUUAUAAUGAUGUGUAAAUUUUUGUUCCUUAUGAAAUUUUAAUUUUAAGGUACUUAACCAUAUUUAUCUUGUUAAUUUUAUUGUUAAGCAAAAUUUCGGUCAGUAUUACAUUCCAAUCAGUUAGGAUAAAAUAUUAUAUUGAAAAAUAAAUUUAUUGGUGUUUUAUAAGUUUUGUAUUGUGGAGGUCGUUUGAAAAGCACUAUAUCCAAUACAAAUAUGGAUUUGUAGAUUUCAGAUAAUUUUGCCAGAAUAAAAAAUUAAAAAACUUUUAAACUCUCUUAAUCUCAGUUUUAAAAUUUCACACAAAAGCUUUUUUAUUACUGACAUCAAUAAUUGUAAUUUAAUUUAAGUUACUUAUUUGUAACUUAACUAUGAACCGAAUUAAUUUUCAUUCACUAAAAUGUUCCUCAGUAAAUAUUUGUACUACUAUUUCAUUGAUGUAUAUAUUUUUUUUAUUGGUAUUCAGUGAAUGAAAAUUAGGGCACAUAGAAUUCAAGCGGAAAAUGGUAUAAACAACUAAAUGAAAUGUGGAUAGAUAUUUUUUUUUUAAUUAAACAAAAUUUUAUUUUUUAUUACGUUUUCUCUUUAUUUUUAUAAUAUAAAUUAAGUAAAUUGCUGCUGAUUAUAAAUACUUAAAAGUUGUAAUACUUUAUGAAUGAAUAAAUAUAUCUUUAUAUUUUUCUAA
Nezara viridula (southern green stink bug) is the source of this 2264-nucleotide messenger RNA. NCBI's taxonomy places the organism in Eukaryota, Metazoa, Arthropoda, Insecta, Hemiptera, Pentatomidae. The record is from the annotation of a GenBank genome assembly.